This is a messenger RNA of Guyanagaster necrorhizus, 1319 nucleotides long. RefSeq names its product Lipoyltransferase and lipoate-protein ligase. Gene Ontology annotation, biological process: protein lipoylation. The transcript has 8 exons. The annotation marks the transcript as partial. The record is from RefSeq and is a predicted model, not a curated record. Gene Ontology annotation, cellular component: cytoplasm; mitochondrion. Gene Ontology annotation, molecular function: lipoyltransferase activity. Lineage: Eukaryota; Fungi; Basidiomycota; Agaricomycetes; Agaricales; Physalacriaceae.
GAUGUUGUCCUCAAGCAUUGUCCGACGUGUCACGAAACGCUCUGGCGUCUGCUUUGGGCGCUUUUCGUCUACCCACUCUAUACCGCAGCACUCAAUAUACGUCUCUCAGUCGACAGAUCCAUACUUCAAUCUUUCCGUCGAAGACUGGCUUUUUAGACACAGGGCACCAGAAGAUCCACUCCUUUUUAUCUACCGCGACAAGCCAUGCGUUAUCAUUGGGCGAAAUCAAAACCCUUGGAAGGAAAUCAAUCUGACUGCGUUGCGAGAGACCCCUUCGGUCCCAUUUGUGCGUCGAAGAAGCGGAGGCGGUACAGUCUAUCAUGACCUGGGAAACACCAAUUACUCCAUCCAUCUACACCGACAUUCUUUUGACCGAAAAGUAACUGCACAAAUCAUCUUACGGGCAGUCCGGUCAUUGGGUAUCGAUGCUCAACUCAAUGAUAGGAACGAUAUCUGUAUCGGGGACAAAAAGAUAUCGAGUUGCUUAUUCGUUCUUGGUUUGAAGCACAUCUCGGGAUCUGCCUACAAAAUCGUGAAAAACCGCGCUUAUCAUCAUGGGACUAUGCUCAUAUCAACUCAUCUUGAGAUGCUUGGUGAGCUUUUACGGUCAAAAAAAGACUCUAUGCUCACGAAAGGCGUGGCCUCUGUGCCAUCACCAGUAUGCAAUCUCAGGCAACACGAUGAUAAUUUAAGCCAUGAGCACUUUUGUGAGGCAACGAUCAGCGAGUUCUGCCGUGCAUAUAACGUUAACGAAGAGGUGCAACACAUAAACGAAGAUACCAACUUAGUAGAUCUAGAUGAUGUUCACAGGGGUGUUACCGAGUUAUCGAGCUGGGAAUGGGCAUACGGACAGACGCCCGAAUUCACCUAUACAAAGAGCGAAGCGUUUGAAUGGGGCAAUGUGGCAGCAGAAAUUCAGGCGAAACACGGGGUUAUCCUGGAAAGUUCUAUCCGGAUAUCAAACGCCGCGGCGUCUAUUAGCGAAGAGUUGACACAGGAGAUAGAAAGCAUGGUGGCCUCAUUGAAAGGGCAGAAAUACGGAUCUAUCUCACCAGAAGCCCUGGUAUCAUCUAAUAUAGGCCCCAAAGAGGAUGUCCGGCGGUGGCUGCAUGACAUGAUGUGGAACUAGUCUAGAGAUACGCGUGCAGGCCUCAACGGUACAGAGCCUGCGCGUGCUAGCGCCAGAUAUGAGAAUAGGCGCUAUACCCAUUUUACUGGAACGAGCCUGAAGUAACCUGUGGUGCACGUGUGCGACGUAGACACUCCCAGUCCGUUAUCUUGUCAAGUAAACUUGAUGCAGUUCGCGGUGACGCAACAAG